CUGACCUGCGUCUGGUUCAGCUACUGCACUGCAGAGUAUUGCUCUGUGCUUUUGGCAGUCUGGCCAGCACCUACAGUACCAUGAAGCUCAGGCUGCUACUUCUGCUUCUUGUCUUCCUCUUUACCUUCAUCAUACCUGCACAGUUGUCAGAUCAUGACCACCAUGGAAAGCAUGGCAAAAAGGAUCACAAGGAGAAACCAAAAGAGAAACAUGGCAAUAAACAUGAAAAGCGACGGGGAAGAGUAGAGGACCUGCGGGCUGACUACGAUGAUGAUAGCAGUGAUGAUGAAGAUGAUGAAGAAAAGGGUGAAUGGCUGUUUCAGCUUCAGGAUGUCCGAGGAGGCUGCAAACCAAAUCCAUGCCUCAACAAUGGAGUGUGUGAGGAAAAGAGAGGCAGGUUCAAAUGCAGGUGCCCUAAACCUUUCAAAGGCAGGAAAUGUGAGAAAGGUAGAAGGGCCUGCAGGAGGGACACAUGUGGAUAUGGUCAGUGUGUUCUUACAUCAAGUCCUCCUUACUUCGAGUGCAAAUGUAAAGCACCUUUUAAAGGACCAGAUUGCAAAAGAAUUGCACCAUGUGAACGGAACCCAUGUCUAAAUGGAGGUACCUGUAAGAUAGAUGGUCAAGAUUUUGACUGUAUCUGCACGACAGGUUUUUCUGGAAAAUUCUGUCAGGUUGGCCCAAAUGACUGCUAUGAGGGAAACGGUGAGUCGUACAGAGGGCUGGUAUCAGAGACAGAGGAGGGAUAUGACUGUCUUUUCUGGACCUCUUAUUUUCUUCUGGCUAAAGGAAUAAACCCCUUUACUGCAGUUAGCGAUCCUCAGGGUUUGGGUCCUCACAACUACUGCAGAAAUCCAGAUGGUGAUUCAAAACCAUGGUGUUUCGUGCGAGUAGAAAAGAAGAUAAGAUGGGAACAAUGCAAUGUGAGGAAAUGUCCCACUGAUCCCACCCCUUCGGUACAGAAGCCCACUGCACCACACACUACUGACGAUCAAUCAACCAUAAAACCCGUCCCACCGAAAACUUCAGACGUUCCUGAAAGUUCUACACCAACAAAUGACACUGCUGAAACCCUCAGACCAGGAAAUGACACUGCUGAAACCCUCAGACCAGGAAAUGACAAUGCUGAAAGUCUUAAACCAGGAAAUGACACUAAUAAACCAACUUUUCCAGUUAGCGAGACCCCUGUAAGCAACACAUCAGAAAGCCACACCCAACACCACACCCCAGAAAUCCAUGCCAUACCCACCGUCCUGCCACCGGUGAAACAAUUUGCAGUAUGUGGCAAACCUCAACCGGUGAAACGAAUAAAUCGUAUUUAUGGGGGUAUAAAGGCACUUCCUGGUGGCCAGCCAUGGCAGGCUUCUGUUCAGAUGAGAACCAAAAACACAACCCAGGCCUUCAGACAUGCAUGUGGUGGCACCCUCAUUAAGUCAUGCUGGAUCUUGACUGCGGGGCAUUGUAUUGAUAACACAAAAGAAUACCAAGUGGUUUUGGGAAGUAUUAAUCUGGGGAAACCUGAAGCAUCACACCAAACUCUGGAGGUUGUUGAGACCAUUCUCCAUGAGCAAUACGUAGAGACAACCGACUCGGUCCACAACGACAUUGCUCUGCUUAGGCUAAAAGGUACAAGUGGCAAGUGUGCACAGGAGAGUCAGUUUGUAAAGACAGCCUGCUUGCCCAGUAAAGAUUUUCCUGAUGGGACCGAGUGCAGCAUCUCUGGAUGGGGAGCCACUGCGCAGUCACGAUAUGGCUCCAAUCAGUUACUGGAUGCUGAGGUGUUACUGAUUUCCCAGGAAACUUGCUCCAGCGCUAAUGUUUAUGGGAAAGCCAUAGACAACAGCAUGUUCUGUGCUGGUUACCUGGAGGGCGGAGUGGAUGCUUGUCAGGGUGACUCCGGAGGACCUUUGACCUGCAUGGAAAAUCAGAAUCGUUAUGUCUAUGGCGUCGUCAGCUGGGGAGACAGCUGUGGAAUGAAGAACAAACCCGGGGUAUAUACUCGGGUCACACAGUUCGUGGACUGGAUCAACAGGACAAUCGCUAGGGCGGGUGGAUAAAUUCUCCUGGUGGUAGGAAACAGGGGGGUUUGAAAUAUGUCAUGUCAUAGCAAAGUAACAGAAUUUGUUCAUAACAAAACAGUUUAACCGAGAUCAAAUGAAUAAAUAGUCUUGAACCAAAUAUUUUCUGGUUAGGUGAUUUUUUUUUUUUAAUGGGAUCACUGAAACUGCUACUACAAAUCAAAAAGGUGACUGCAUUUAUCAUAAGCAUUAAAACUGCUUAUCACUAAUCACACUUAUUGGCUGUACGCUUAACGACAUCAUGCGAUCAGCACAGACUAGAAGCCUUUACUUGAUCCGGCACUGGUUCCACCCACUAGGGUGCCGAUGUCUGUGUUCUCUUUGGUAAUCUGAUGUCACUUCACAAGAUGGCAGCAGAGUGCAUGAGUUUAAGUUUUACUCUACUGUAAGUGUCCUGGUUGCAAGAGUC
Messenger RNA from Clarias gariepinus (North African catfish), 2484 nucleotides. RefSeq names its product hyaluronan-binding protein 2-like. The record is from RefSeq and is a predicted model, not a curated record. The transcript has 13 exons. Gene Ontology annotation, molecular function: serine-type endopeptidase activity; calcium ion binding. NCBI's taxonomy places the organism in Eukaryota, Metazoa, Chordata, Actinopteri, Siluriformes, Clariidae. The coding region runs from base 81 to 2054 and encodes 657 amino acids. Gene Ontology annotation, biological process: proteolysis.